AUGCGCGUGGAACGGUCGCGGGCGCGGGCGUCGGGGUACGCCGCGGGUCUCGACGUCGUCUACGCCUCGCUCGGAGGGCUCGACGGCGCGAAGAGAGGUCUGCGCGUGGUUCUGAUUUACGGUGAGCACGGACGAGAGCUCGUGCCCGUGGACGCGGGAUUGAGAUUUUUGGAUGCGUUGGCGGAUGGGGAGGACGCGGUGGUGGCGCUGGCGCGAGGGAUCGAGGGUGGGGAUGAGAGGCGUCUGCGAGAGACGCUUCGAGCGACGACGUUCGCGAUCGCGCCGAUGGAAAACGAACGCGGACGGGCGAUCGUGGAGGGUGGGAACGCGUGCGAGCGGAAAAAUGGGCGGGGGGUGGAUCCGAAUCGUAACUGGGGGGUCGAUUGGGGGGUGAAGGCGCCGGAUUACGAUCCGAAGGAGGAGUUUCCGGGGACGGAGCCGUUCAGCGAGCCAGAGAGUAGGAUGCUUCGGGAUCUCGUGAAAUCUUUCAGGCCGCACGCGGUGGUGAAUUGGCACAGUGGUAUGUCGGCGAUAUUCAUGCCGUACGAUCACGUCGCGCGCGAGCCCACGGGGCCGGGGGCGGAGGCGAUGAUGCGUUUCGCUCACGUCAUCGACGCCGAGCACUGCGACAAAAAGUGUACCCUCGGGUCGGGAGGAAAGGGCGUGGGGUAUCUGGCGCACGGAACCGCGACUGAUUACAUAUACGAAAAGAUGAAGGUGCCCGUGGUGUACACGUGGGAGAUUUACGGCGAUGUCGACGCUCCGUACGAAGAGUGCUAUCGCGCGUUCAAUCCGCUCACGAAAGAGGCGUACGAACGCGUCGUGAACGACUGGGUAGGCGCUCCGGUCACGCUCGUGUCCAUGCUCGAGACGCAUCCAGACGUGUCUCUCGACAGUUUGAAUCUGGCUGACGAAUUCGACGCACCCGGUGCGCUGUUUAAGUUUUCCACCGCGCUCCUGUUUGCGUUCGUUGGGAUUGUCGUUACGUUGGCGCUUCGGCGCAGACGAGCCAGGCGCGCUUCAUCUUCGAGCCGUCUCGCGCCGCUAAGCGCGGUAUGA
Messenger RNA from Ostreococcus tauri, 1059 nucleotides. RefSeq names its product Peptidase M14, carboxypeptidase A. The transcript has 2 exons. The coding region runs from base 1 to 1059 and encodes 352 amino acids. Gene Ontology annotation, biological process: proteolysis. NCBI's taxonomy places the organism in Eukaryota, Viridiplantae, Chlorophyta, Mamiellophyceae, Mamiellales, Bathycoccaceae. The record is from RefSeq and is a predicted model, not a curated record. Gene Ontology annotation, molecular function: metallocarboxypeptidase activity; zinc ion binding.